This is a messenger RNA of Caenorhabditis bovis, 615 nucleotides long. The record is from the annotation of a GenBank genome assembly. NCBI's taxonomy places the organism in Eukaryota, Metazoa, Nematoda, Chromadorea, Rhabditida, Rhabditidae.
AUGGGGAAGAAAAGAAAAAAUAGUGAGAGGGAGGAUGAAGUGGAAGAACCUUCAACGAAAAAGAAAAUAAAAUAUGAAGAGACGAAUGGAUAUCACAACGGGUUGAAUGGUUUCAGUAAUCAAAGUUUUAUCAUGAAUGGCGACGAAUCCAGAUAUGAGAUGUACCUCAUCAAAAAGCCAAUAUCAAUGAGUAUCGACGACUUGAAAAAAUUGAAAUUCUCGCUAGACAAUGACAUUCUGAAAAAAUCCAAGCUAAAAUUAGAAUCCGGCACAUAUCGCGCCAUUGUGGCUCCGGCAGAAGCAAAACAGAAAAUGGUGCAUAUUCCAGCAUUUCUUGAAAUCAAAGCGGAAGAUUCGCGAAACAUCAAACCGUCUCGAUUUGUGAAUGGUUCGAUUACCAUCAUUCCAGCCGAGCCGAAAGCUAAGAAGCUUGGAGGAGCGUUGUAUGAAGAAGGCGAGGAGGUUGAUGAAGACGCCGAGCUUCCGCAAACCCUUCGUCCAAUAAAGCGACAAGCAACACUCAAUUUGGACUCGUUAAAAGAGCGCAACCUGGCAUAUGGGACCACGACAGACGCCGAAGGGAAUCCGAGGAAACUAGUAGAUAUCACACCAUAA